This is a messenger RNA of Larimichthys crocea (large yellow croaker), 3090 nucleotides long. It is a transcript of the gene slc16a13, whose product is annotated as solute carrier family 16 member 13. NCBI's taxonomy places the organism in Eukaryota, Metazoa, Chordata, Actinopteri, Sciaenidae. Gene Ontology annotation, biological process: transmembrane transport; monocarboxylic acid transport. The transcript is spliced from 7 exons. Gene Ontology annotation, molecular function: monocarboxylic acid transmembrane transporter activity. The coding region runs from base 433 to 1863 and encodes 476 amino acids. The record is from RefSeq and is a predicted model, not a curated record.
AAGCAUUACUGGAGUUUACUGGGUGUUUUGACAGGAUGUUGUAGGGCUGAUAAGGGUUUUAUCAGCGGUCUGGCUGUUGACAUGUGUUGAUAAGAUACUCUGAAGUGAGGCCAUGCAGCAAAAACCAAACGCAGGCGGACUUUGGGUGCAUUUUUAAUACAAACAGGAGUUAGUAAAGUCUGGUUUUAUUUCAGCCUUUGUUCAGAGUAUAUCUAUAAAACGUACACAAAGCAGACUGCGCAUGCGUGACAGGUCCCCCGUGUCUGCCGGUUGAACUUCAGCACCUGAGCCGAGCUGCUCGCGGGGAUGACGGAGCUCUGCUCUCAUUGUCGCCGCGGGGAGCUCCUGUGGACCAUGUGCCGCUCCGGAGGGAGCUGACAACCCGACGGGGGUCGCGUGCACAGUUUCCAGUGCGCGUUCUCACCUGUGUAAAUGGAGGAGAGGCACACGUGCACAGAUAAAUCUGUCUUAGACAUGACCAACCCGAAGCCCAAAGCAGAGAGCCAGAGCGAUGAGGCCGAGGACCCGGACGGAGGAUGGGGCUGGGUGCUGGUCGGCGCCCUGUUUGUCAGCACGAGCCUCGUGUUCGGCCUGAUGCGCAGCUUGGGGAUCUUCUUUGUGGAGUUCGUGCAGUACUUCGACGAGAGCGCUCACGCCAUCUCCUGGAUCUCGUCCACGGGCCUGGCAGCACAGCAGUUCUUCAGCCCGCUGGGUGCAGCACUCUGUAAUGCAUAUAAUGCCCGGGUGGUGGUGAUGACGGGAGGCUUACUUGCCGGACUCGGUCUCAUACUUGCCUCGCAGGCCACCCGUCUUUAUCACCUUUACCUCACUAUGGGUGUCAUUUCAGGUUUGGGCUGGGGGCUGGUGUUCACUCCGAUGGUAGCUACAGUCAUGGCUCACUUCACUCGGCGGCGCACCCUGGCGUUGGGACUGGCGUUCUCCAGCAUUGGCCUCUCCUCCUUCGCUUUCAACCCGCUCUUUCAGCUGCUGGUGGAGAAGUACGCCUGGCGAGGGGCCCUUCUGAUUCUGGGGGGUCUCAGCCUUAACAUUGUGCCGUGCGGAGCUCUCAUCCGUCCACGGCGACGCUCUAAAGCCCCAGCAAAGGUGGAUUCAGAGACAGGGUCAUCACCUGUUUCGGUGCUGCGCCGAAUCUCCUCCUACCUGGAGCUGUCGCUGCUCUCCGAGAGGCCUUAUGUCACCUACACCCUGGGCAUCACUCUUCUUAAUGUCGGCUACUUCGUGCCGUAUUUCCACCUGGUGGCCCACAGCCGCCAUGCUGGCUUCUCAGAGUACCAAUCCGCUUUUGUCAUGUCAGCUGCCGGUGCUUCGGACAUUUUGGGCCGCAUAGUGUCCGGCUGGUUCUCGGACCUCGGCCACUUCCGGCUGAUUCAUUUACUGAGCGCGUGGACGACCCUGGCGGGAGUGUUCAUCAUGCUGCUGCCUCUCAGCUCCUUGUCUGGUUCCUACUCCGCGCUGAUGGUGAUCAGCCUCCUCUACGGCUUCUGCUCGGGGGCGCUGACCUCUGUGGUGUUUGUGGUGGUGCCCUUGAUCGUCGGCGUGGAGCGCAUGAUGGGGGCCCUCGGGCUGCUGCAGCUGAUCGAGAGCGGCGCGGGACUGCUGGGCACGCCUCUGUCAGGGUUUCUCAAGGACGUCACAGGAAACUACGUUGCCUCCUUCAUAGUGGCGGGCAGUUUCCUCAUUCUCGGUACUCUGACCAUGGCCACUCUGCCGCACUAUUUCUCCUGCACAGAUCCACCGCCGCCUCCUCAGAGAAGCUCGCUCGACGACAAGCAUAAUGGUUUACAUUCAGAGCUGGAGCACAUGACUAGUUCGCCUAGUUCUGACACGAAUCACAGAGUUUAAAAGCUCAAGAGCCUUUUUUAAUACACGGCCGAUAGACACCGUCAGUUAACGGGCUGCUGCACAUGUUUGUGUUAUACCUCAAAAGAUUCAGACCCAAAGUGAAGAAAGAAGCUUACUGUGAAAACACGAAGGGGCCAGUGAGUUCUCACUCUCUUACACAUCAUCACCUCAGUUUAAUAUUUAGGCACGGCACCGUCUGCCUGAAAGGAAAAACACUGAGCAUUCACUGCGACGUAUGCACAGUGCAUGAAAGGAGUUUUAUGUUUUUAUCGUUGUCACACGUGCCAUGAAGUUUGACUAAGUUUAAGGAAACUAUUUUUAUUGUUUGUGUGUGAAUGUAUGAAUGAUAUUUGAAAUUUGCGUGAUUCGUGAAUGAAAGUUUAUAAGAUUCGUGAUUGAAUCUUCACCUCUUAAGGAGGCGCAGGCGACGUGGCACAGUGAAUACAGCUGAUCAGCAUGACUGGAUUCAUUCACCGUUAGACCCCUGUCCCUCCUGCUGUCUGUGCUGUUAGGUACAUACUACAGCCACACGUGACCGCGUUAUUUAUUUAUUCACAGACAGCAAUAUGUGCUUUUUGUGUCCGGUAGUUUAUGGUGAUUAAAUCACUUAAAAAUGAACUAGAUUUAGAUUUACGGCCCGUAGCAUGGCUGCUAAUAUCUGUGCAUAUUCCAAAAAUUAAAACUAAUUAAAUUAUCAUUUGACUUUACACUACUGUGUAGAUUUAUGAAUGAAACAAACUCUCGAUGAUUGGCUGCUCACUGAUAACACUGAUCUAUUACAAGCUUUAAAACAAGCUGCAGACACCAGCACUGUUUUUUUUUUUUUCCAGCAACUCUCUCAGCCUCAGGACUUUCUCUUACACACACAGUGCUUUAUGCUGCUGCACUGGAAUACAAGUGCAUUUACUGAUCGUACAAUCAUUGUUUGUAUAAGCCGUAAACCAAGACUGUGAAUCAGACAUGUUUGGCUUUGAGGAGAGCUGAAUGAACGCCAGGUUCAGGUCACUGUGACCCGCUGGUCAUGGCAGACUUAUUUCACGUGACUUAUAUUGUCUUUAUCAUACUGGCAGCUGCUGUUAGUGAUUGUUGAAGGGUGGAAAAUGUUAGUGUGUGUGUGUGUGAUUCAAACCUGUAACACUUAAGUCUAAAACAUCCAGGCUGCAAACUGACAUGUUAUAUCUUAAAAUGUGACAUUUUGUACUAAAUCUUUAUUAAAAAAACAAUGUA